Closterium sp. Naga37s-1 is the source of this 1508-nucleotide messenger RNA. NCBI's taxonomy places the organism in Eukaryota, Viridiplantae, Streptophyta, Zygnematophyceae, Desmidiales, Closteriaceae. The record is from the annotation of a GenBank genome assembly.
AUGCAUGCAGAGAGGCGCAAGUGCUUCCCCUACAGUGCUCGUCCUCACAUCCAACGUGGCGCUCACAGCGUGAGUUCACAUGCACCUCCUAUCAGUACAGCGUCCUCGCUAUCAGUAUUACUCUUCCUUUCCGCACCUCCUUCCCCCCCCUCUCUUUCCGCCCUCCCUCUUCUCCCCCUAGCCGCCUCCUCGCACUCUCAGGCAAUUUCUGACUUGACUCACACCCCCCAUCUCCCCCUCUCCCCCCCCUCUCCCCCUCUCACCCCCUCUCCCCCUCUCGCCCCCUCCGUCUCCCUCGCUUUCUCCUCCGCCAGCCCCCUCCCCGCCCUCUCAGGCGCAGCCAAGCUGACAGUCAAGGGCGCGUGUGCCCCUUCCAGGUUGCUCUUUCCCAUCCCCCUCGUCCGCUCUCUCUCUACCCGUCACCCUCCCUCCAUCCUCCCCGUGACCUCAAAUCCUCCUCAUCCUCUAUCCUACGACUUUCAACCCCCGUUCCUUUCUCUCCUCUUUUCUCUCCCCCUUUCUCUCCUCCUUUCUCUCCUCCUUUCUCUCCUCCUUUCUCUUCCCCUUUCUCUUCCCCCUUUCUCUCCCCCUUUCUCUCCUCCUUUCUCUCCUCCUUUCUCUCCUCCUUUCUCUCCCCCUUUCUCUUCCCCCUUCUCUCCCCCUUUCUCUUCCCCCUUCUCUCCCCCUUUCUCUCCCCCUUUCUCUCCCCCUUUCUCUCCCCCUUUCUCUCCCCCUUUCUCUCCCCCUUUCUCUCCCCCUUUCUCUCCCCUCUCUCUCCUCUCCCAACAUCACCAGCGAGCGGCAGGAGGCGUCCUAUUCAACGUGCGGGCGGCGGUCAACGCGAGUCAAUGCGUGUUCUUGAGCAACACGGCUCCUGGCAUUGGCGGAGGGGUGCUCAGCGACUCCUUCCCUGGGACAGCCACCCCUCCGUACCGCCUCUUCUCGCGCUGCACCUUUCAGGGCAACACGGCGCCCAUCCUGGGGGGCGGAGCCAUCAGCAUCAACGCGGGGAGCCCGCUGGGCCGCGUGCCGCCGCUCUACUUCGUGCGCUGUCUCUUCAAGGACAACACUGCGCCCAGAAGUCUCGGAGGGGCCAUUUCAGUGGCGGGGAACGGCAGAGUGCGGUUCAAGACGUGUGUGUUUGAUGGGAACAACGCCGGUGCAUCUGGGGGAGCCAUCUUCUCAUACGGUGCAUCCCUUGCCCUCGCGCGAGUCACCUUCAAGACCAACAGGGCCCUCGGCACCUCCCUUGCCGGCUCAUUUUCCUCGGGCCUCGGCGGUGCUCUCUACGCCGUCUCAGGGCUCCUCACCCAGUCAUCUCUCAGCUUCUGCUCGUCGUCCUUUUCGGGCAACUCGGGCAGCGCUGCCAACGGCGGCUCGCUGUACCUGCAGAAGGCGCCGGGCAGCCCAAAGUUUACGGGCGUGGUGACGUUUUGCAGCGGGAGUAAACCGGCUGGAUCGGUGGUGCCCAAGAGUGGAUGGCGGGUGGGCAGCCAAUGCACAGCCAG